UUUUUUAAAAUUAUAAUGCAAUGAUGCCGCUUACUUUGCUGAGGUGUGUAUUACUUACCCUCGUUGUUUGCGGUACCAAUGUACUUUCGUUGCGUAAUUUGCGCCAUGUAAAUCAUUCCACUUUGUGUUUUAACAACUAUCGCAACCGUAGCUACUUUAAUCGUCUGGAGAAGGAAUUAGACAACUUCAGGAACAACCCACCCCCAAAUUGCACCUUGGAAGUAUUUGGAUCACGCAAAGAUAUCUGGAUUAUAACCUGGGUUGGUCUUCCUGGUACUAUCUAUGAAGGUGAAACGUAUCGCCUCAAGAUAUUAUUCCCCAAGGAAUAUCCCUUGAAGGCACCCACUGUAUAUUUCUUACAGCCAGCACCUGUACACGCCCACGUGUACUCAAACGGCGACAUUUGUUUAAGUAGCCUUGGAUCGGACUACUUGCCUACUGCAACUGUUACAAGUUUUGUUCUUAGCAUAAUAUCAAUGUUAUCUAACGCCACUGAGAAACGUUUGCCAGCCGAUAAUCACCUGCAUGCGGAAAUGCCACCUGGUUCAGCAGACGCGCGAUACCUCUAUCACGAUGACAAAUGUUAAAAUUCAUGGCUU
Molecule: messenger RNA, 599 nt
Organism: Babesia bovis T2Bo
Lineage: Eukaryota; Apicomplexa; Aconoidasida; Piroplasmida; Babesiidae
Product: Ubiquitin-conjugating enzyme family protein
Exons: 4
Coding region: 21-587 (188 amino acids)
Source: RefSeq, a predicted model, not a curated record